ACGAAGACAUCGAAAUCAAAUCCAUACCUGGCAGUCUCAAAGCGUCAAAGCCGUUUCUAGCAACACACAAAUAUGUACUGUGAUAGUGCUUCAGAUUUUGAUCUCAGCCUCUUGGACUCGAUUCGUCAGUAUCUUUUGGAAGAUGAUUUUGAUACAAUUCCAGGACAGGUUGUGGAAAAUCUACGAAAAAAUGAGCUUCAUGAUGAUGCGAUUAAUGUGGAUCAAUGGAUAAACUUUGAUCAGUUGUUUGACGCAGCGGAGGAGACGGACGCCGUUAAUAAUGCUUCAUUUCCCAGCUUCGAAGUGAGUUUUCAGAUGGAGAGUACUGCGGCUGUCCCUAAACCUCACGCGCCGCCGAAGAUGUUUAAUUACAGGGGAGUGAGGAGAAGGCCGUGGGGGACAUACGCUGCGGAGAUAAGGGAUCCGAAACGAAACGGAGCGAGGAUCUGGCUCGGUACUUACGAGACUCCCGAGGGUGCUGCGCUAGCUUAUGAUCGAACCGCUUUUAAAAUGCGAGGCGCCAAAGCGAAGCUGAACUUUCCCCACCUAAUCGGGUCGGAUCAGGUGGAGCCAGUGAGAGUGAGCAGUAAGAAGCGAAGAUCUGCCGAGCCGCCUUCCUCUUGUUCAUGGGCUCAGUGGCCAUCAUCUCCAUGGGAUGACGGAACUCCGAAGUCAAAACGGAGGAGGAGUGAGAUUAAAACGGAGUCUGAAGUAGACAUGUAUCAGUUGAUGCCAACUGAAUUUUGCCAAACCCUGAUCUGCUAAUGUAAUUGAAUUGUACAUAUUCUGAUAUAUCAUUUCUAGUCUAAUGGUAGGAAUUUUACUUCACAUUAUUAGAAAACUUUUUUUCAGUAAUUUACCAUAUCUGUACUUACCCGCCCUAUUCCAAUAUUUACUUCCUCUUUCAUUUAAAGGGAUGCAAAA
Molecule: messenger RNA, 924 nt
Organism: Gossypium raimondii (Peruvian cotton)
Lineage: Eukaryota; Viridiplantae; Streptophyta; Magnoliopsida; Malvales; Malvaceae
Product: ethylene-responsive transcription factor 2
Exons: 1
Coding region: 73-765 (230 amino acids)
Biological process (GO): regulation of DNA-templated transcription; ethylene-activated signaling pathway
Molecular function (GO): DNA binding; DNA-binding transcription factor activity
Source: RefSeq, a predicted model, not a curated record